This is a messenger RNA of Dromaius novaehollandiae (emu), 5320 nucleotides long. RefSeq names its product transmembrane O-mannosyltransferase targeting cadherins 4 (gene TMTC4). The record is from RefSeq and is a predicted model, not a curated record. The coding region runs from base 199 to 2442 and encodes 747 amino acids. Gene Ontology annotation, biological process: endoplasmic reticulum unfolded protein response; protein O-linked glycosylation via mannose. Gene Ontology annotation, molecular function: protein binding; mannosyltransferase activity. The transcript has 19 exons. Gene Ontology annotation, cellular component: endoplasmic reticulum. Lineage: Eukaryota; Metazoa; Chordata; Aves; Casuariiformes; Dromaiidae.
GGAGCCAAUGGGCGCUGAGGAUGUUUCCCGGAGCCGAAGCGGCGGCGGCCCCUCCCCCGCCGGCCGCUCCGGCUCGGGGCUCGCCGGACGGGCAGAGUUUCGCACCCGGGUGGGCGAUGCCGCUCGGGCGCCUUCUCGUUGCAGAUUUGCAACCAACAUAAUGCUGAAGCACCCAGCUUGGAAUGAGCAUUUCACAGAAUGGCACAAACAGAACAUAAUCUGGACCAUGAUGUAUCAUGGCUCCUCCUUCCCCCAUACUGGGCUAAAAUGGUUGUGGGAUUAAUUUCCCUCCUCUGCUUUGUUAACAGUUAUGAUGGAGAUUUUGUCUUUGAUGAUUCUGAAGCCAUCAUCAAUAACAAGGACCUCAGGGCGGAAACCCCACUUGGUGACCUGUGGCAUCAUGACUUUUGGGGUAGCAAACUCAGCAGCAAUACCAGUCAUAAGUCAUAUCGACCACUUACUGUCCUAACUUUCAGAAUUAAUUACCUUUUCGCUGGAGGCUUCUACCCGGUUGGUUUCCAUGUCAUCAAUAUAAUACUGCAUUGUACUAUCUCAGUGUUGAUGGUUGAUGUGUUCUCAAUAUUAUUGGGUGGGCUGCAAUUCAGUAGCAAAGGAAGAAGGCUAAACCUGGCUCCAAAGACAUCUCUUCUAGCUGCUUUGCUGUUUGCUGUACAUCCAGUGCACACUGAAUGCGUUGCAGGGAUUGUUGGCAGAGCAGAUCUGCUGUGUGCCCUGUUCUUUUUGUUGUCAUUCCUUGGCUACUGUAAAGCAUUUAGAGAACCAAGAACUGACAACAGUUUAGAUAAGGAAGGACACCAUUUUUCCCUAUUCUGGGUGUUGAUGAGUGUUCUCCUAGGUGCAGUAGCUAUGCUGUGCAAAGAACAAGGAAUUACAAUACUGGGUUUGAAUGCGGUAUUUGAUGCACUGGUGAUUAACAAGCUGAAUGUUUUAGAGUUUGUUCAAAGGUUACUGCAUAAAGACAAGUCAUUGGAGAAUUCUGGGCUGUUAAGAAAGGGGCUGCUUUUCAGGAUAACUCUUCUGUUGUCUGGAGGGGCCAGUAUACUUUAUAUACGCUGGAGGAUUAUGGGCACAGGGCCACCGGCUUUUACUGAAGUAGACAACCCAGCUUCAUUUGCAGAUAGUCUGCUAGUGAGAGCUAUAAACUAUAAUUACUACUAUUCGUUGAAUGCAUGGUUGCUGUUGUGUCCCUGGUGGCUGUGUUUUGAUUGGUCAAUGGGCUGCAUACCCCUCAUUAAAUCCGUCAGCGACUGGAGGAUAAUUGCACUAGCAGCACUUUGGUUCUGCCUAAUUGGCCUGAUAUGCCAAGCUCUGUGCUCAGAAGACAGCCAUAAGAGAAGAAUUCUUACACUGGGACUUGGAUUUCUUAUUAUCCCUUUUCUUCCUGCAAGUAACCUGUUCUUCCGAGUAGGAUUUGUUGUUGCAGAGAGAGUCAUCUACCUCCCCAGCAUUGGAUAUUGUAUUCUGUUUACAUAUGGAUUUAGUCUCUUGAGUAAGAAAGCCAAGAAAAAGAAAAUUCUUGCCGCUGCAGUACUUGGAAUCUUGUUGAUAAAUGUCAUGCGCAGUGCUCUCCGCAGCAGUCAGUGGAGGUCAGAAGAACAGCUUUUUAGGAGUGCGCUGUCUGUGUGCCCUCUCAAUGCAAAAGUGCACUACAAUGUUGGCAAAAACUUGGCUGACAAAGGAAAUCAAAGUGCUGCAAUCAAAUACUACAGAGAAGCUGUAAGGUUGAAUCCUAAAUAUGUACAUGCCAUGAACAACCUUGGAAAUAUUCUGAAAGAAAGAAAUGAGCUCCAAGAAGCAGAGGAGUUGCUGUCCUUAGCUGUACAAAUACAACCUGAUUUUGCUGCUGCAUGGAUGAAUCUGGGAAUAGUACAGAACAGUUUAAGAAGGUUUGAAGAGGCAGAGCAAAGCUACUGGACAGCAAUUAAACACAGGAAAAAAUAUCCCGAUUGUUACUAUAAUUUAGGAAGGCUGUAUGCAGAUUUGAAUCGCCAUAUAGAUGCAUUGAAUGCAUGGAGGAAUGCUACAGUUCUGAAACCAGAGCAUAGUUUGGCUUGGAACAAUAUGAUUAUAUUGCUUGAUAACACAGGCAAUCUAGCUCAAGCAGAAGCAGUUGGAAGAGAGGCCCUGGAAUUAAUACCGAAUGAUCAUUCCCUUAUGUUUUCAUUGGCAAAUGUAUUGGGGAAAUCACAGAAAUAUAAGGAAUCGGAAGCUUUGUUCCUCAAGGCAAUUAAAGCCAAUCCAAAUGCUGCCAGUUAUCAUGGUAAUUUGGCUGUGCUUUAUCAUCGCUGGGGAAAUCUUGACUUAGCAAAGAAGCACUAUGAAGUCUCUCUGAAGCUCGAUCCUAUGGCACCGGGGACCAAGGAAAACUACAACCUCUUAAGAAGAAAACUGGAACAACUGCAAAAGAAAGGCGAAGCAUGAUUUUUAUUUUCAGGUUGUCAGUGCAUGCUGUUUACUAUUAAUGUAACAUGGCUACUUUUGACCAUGCAAGGGAUUCAGUCAGUGUUUCUUAGACGUUACGACAAUACCAGCAAUGCACACUUGAAUGCUCUUACAGAUUCUAACAUUUCAGCUGGAGUUUGGGAGAUCUUUUCUUUUUUGCUUUCAGACUGCCUUUAAAGUCUCUUAAAACAUUUAUAUAGUUAUGUGAAAGUAAUGCAGAUGGAAUUUCACGGUUGUGAAUAAAUAGCAAUAUUUGCUUUCAUUUGUAAUUUGAAAUCUUCCCCUGAUUUUUUAGUAGCAGGAUGAAUAUCAAAAGGCAGUUUUAUUUCUGAAAGUGAUUCUGAAAAAAAGUACACUUUCCUAUUUAAAACCUGAUCUCUUCAGGUGUGAAUAGUGUUUGUCCACUUCAGUUUUAUUACUGCUUUCUACUGCCAGUGCUGCAGAGCCAAUGAUAUUCUGGAAGAACAGAUUCUCUCUGGCACACGAGUCUACACUUGUAAUUUGAGUUAUGCCCUUGUUCUUGCUUCUGGCUCCACCCUUUGGAGUGUAGGAUUCAUACAGGUGUAAAUGAGACCAGUGGCCAUAAAAGGCCUGUCAUCCUGUUUACUGCUGAGGUAUCCUCAAGUAGAGAAAAUACUGCAAGAUUAAGAGAGAGAGAUUAGCAAGCAGCAAAAGGAAGAGAAAGAGGGGCAAUGUGAUAGAGGAGUUGCCCGUAUUCUGUUCUGAGAGGCAGCCUCAUCUAGCACAGAGACUUUUGGCAAGAAGUCAGAAUUGCUUUAGCUCUUCUGGCAAGCUGGUGAUCUAAAUUGUUUACUGAUACAGGAGUUAAUCCUUGUGUUCUAAGGCAUUGCAGUGCUUUCUAGUUGAGAACUUUGCUGCUGCUAUAUUGUUGGUGAAUAAAGAAAAUUUUCUGUGAAGAAGUAACGGGGCAGAGAACCUGGCCUUGGCUGUUGAUGCAUAAUCUGGAAGGAACUCUGAUUCACCUUUGCUCACGGAUUUGCUGAAGUAGCAGUUAAAGAGGCAUAUCUGUUAAUGUGUAAACUGAUCACACUGUGAUGUGGGAUGAUUCAGAGAUGUUAUCCAUUUUUACAGUUUUCCGAAUGUGCUUUGAUACAGGUUUAAACUGUGGCUGUCCAGAGUUGUUUGUCUUGUGCUAAUAUUUACAUUCCUGAUUCAGGAAAUAUUCCCGUAUUUUUUUUUCACUUUUCUGUUUUAUUUUUUAAGAUUGGAAGAUUGCUAUAGAAUGGGAAAACUGAGGAACUUUACCUCUCUUUUCAUAUUCCUGUGUUGGUUUGUUUUUUCCCCAUAGGAAGAAAUUGGUCAAUGCAGUAAUUGCAGCUUUCCUAAUUUGUCCAAUGAUUAUUGUAUAGGAGAUUGUGGAAUGUUCUUCAUAUACUACUCAUCUAUGUGUGGAGCCAUGCAAAAUGUUAGGGAAAUGCCUGCCAUAGAACAGCAUGUCAUGUGACCUUAUCAUCUGACCACCAUGUAAACAGUCUACAUCCACACUGUGUUUUGAAUCUACAAUACUCUACUUUUUGAUUUUUGGGAAUGAGUGUUGUGUCAAGAACCAAGUGUGUCUGCAGAGCACAGUGCAGUACUGCACAACUACCCAGAUAUCCUCUGAUGCAGCUACUCUGAGUACUACAAGUAGUACAACUAUUUUAAUGUAAUACUCUUCCCAGGCUAUCUAUAACUCUAGCCAGCAAGACUGUAGCAGUGUGGUGCUGUCCACAGAUUUGGCUUUAAAUGAAUUGGUAUGAUUAAAUGGCACAGUAUGUUGCCAUACUUAUUUUAGUUGAGGCACCAGAGGUAUGCAUUUGUGUUAAUUCAGCGCUUCACUCAUGCUAAUAAACCCUGUUUCUCAGCAGGACUAAUUAGUUCAUACAGGGUACUGAGUUGAUGCAAUUGUUUGUUUCUUCUGGUUUCUGGAACAAAAUUUUCAGAAACUAGUUUCAGAAUGCCUUUGUCGUGCUCUUCAAGAGUAUCCAUACUGAUCCAGCAGAAUGCUGCACCAGUAUGACUCGUCAGCUUCUGAAAAUCAUCAUAGUUCAGUCAGUACCACCUUAUGAAUCUCAAACAUGCUGAAAUAGAUACACCCUUCAGUACGAGUUGCUGGUUUUGAAGGCUUUCUAUACAUAGCCCAGUACACAUCUGAUGUAGAGAACACUUAGCUACUUCAGUCUUGAAGUAUUAAAGAGCUGGGAGCUUGUUAGCUGAGUUACUUUCUAGCAGGAAAUAAAUGUUUUAAAUGAUAUCAGGUCGUCUUUGUAUAUUUGCAGUAUGAGAUAUUUUAAAUUAUUAUUCUCAUCAUGGAGUUCGUAUGUAUAGUUGUCCCUGUUGCCUGUCAUGUUAGCUUUACAGAAAUCCAGUAGAUCAAUAUUAUGUAUGUAUGUAUGAAUUCUCUCUAGCUUAUUAUGAAUCAAAGGAAUUCUUCUAUGGAAAUCAAUUUGUCCUCCUACUCAAGAGUUUUAGAUGGAGGAGAUAGGCCAAAAAAUUAGACACUUUGUUGGCAUUUGAAAAUGCUGUUUACUCUUCAAUAUGUACAACAUGAUCUCUUCUUGAUUAGUUAUCUGGCUACCUAUCAUGUAAUUUGGGGGGGGGGGGGUUGUUUUAUGUCAUUUUUUAGCGCUAUAGAAAUUCAAUGUGAUUAUUUGUACAAUGGUAAUAAGGAUAUACUUAUGGCUGAGCAUAAUGUUGAGGCAUGUUUGGAUUCAAAACAAACAACAAAGAUGACUGCUUUUUUAAUAAAAAUUUUCCAUAUGACUUUCAAGAACACUAAAUAUUUUUUUACUUUAUUUUCACAAAUAUUUUGAGCAUGCAAAUAAUAGUGAGUUUUAUUAAAAUGUUAAUAAAUUAA